GGCAGGAAAAAGGAAAUAGCUAGGUGAUUGGCUGACACAAUGUGAGCACAUGAUAUAAAAGCAAAGCACAAAACAAAUUAAGGUCAUGUAUAUUGAUCAUCCCAGUGAACUAACAUACAACAAUGAGUGGCUGUCCGUAUAUGGGAAAAAAGUUCAAGUAAGUUAAAAGUUUUCAUGCAAACCAAAGACAGCAAUAAAUGCUUUAAAAUUAGUGUUUGUGGGGUUUCUGACGCCUUCACUUUAAAAUCUACUUAAUAUUAUUUGUUUACAAUUAUCUAAUACCAUUGAUUGAUGAUAUUUUAUUUAUUUUUAAGUUUUACUUUUAAUGAACUGUCUCUGGAUGAGAGUAAAAAUGGAGACCGCUCCCAAGAAGGCCUGAAUAAAGCAAGCAGAGGUGGAUUGAUAUAUGGCGACUAUCUACAAGUAAGUCGUAAGAACACCUUGAUAAAUUUCACCAGGGGUCUCCAAUCCCCCCCCCACCCCCCCCCGCUCCUCCCAAGUUCUUGCUGGACUAUGAUUUUCAAAAUUGUUUGCCAGCCAAGCACACAAUGCAAACAAUGUGAUAAAAAUCUAGAAAGACAGGGGGAUUUAUUCACAAACAUUGCAUUGUGGUGCAUUUAAUAUGGAAUUGCACAAUUCAAAACCAAAAAAGCUGAUCUGAUCUUUUAGCAUUUUAGUUAGAAUCACAUCUUCACAUAUACACAAAGCUGAAAUAGUUUGACGUCUGUUUACAUCUAUUUUCCAAACAGUGAAUUAUACAAAACUGAGUUUGUCAUAAAUUCUUCAACUCAAGUAUAUUUUAACUAAGAUAUUUUGACACAAAUUUUGCAAGUUUCUAAUUUAUUUUACAAUCUCACUAUUUCCACACCAUUCUUUAUUCAAUGCCACUAUUUGCAUAAUGAAUUCAUAACUCCUAUAGUGAAUAGACUUUACCUCCAGAGUUUUAGAUCUGUGCAAGAAACUAAACAGUGAAUUGCAAUAUGAGUAUGCGUAUUACACUUUACGAGCUUGUUUUGGUGCACCUUUAUAAAUCCUCUUAUGGGUGGCUGACAUGUGGAGUGUUUCUCUAAACCAGCAAUUAGAAUGUUAUGCCGUAACAUUUUGCAGUGAGCUGGUGACCUAAAAUUCUAUUUCUUUUAAUGUAGAGGGAAUGGGUGCCCCACAGAGGGAGAUGUUAUAUUUUAUGGAGUUUGGAAUCUAUGAGUAUAUAAUAUAUAUAUUUAGGAGACUUGUCUUAAUAUAAGUCUUUGGAUUGGAAAAUGUUUUACAGUUUAUUGGCUGUUGUUUGCAUUACGUAUUAUAAUAUUCUACAUACAUAUUUAAAUUCAUGCUUUAUAAUGUCCUAUUUUUUAUGCGUAUUUCUAUUAUGGUGAAUGGGAAAUGUUUCUCUCUUUUCCCUUUUUAUUCUUGCCCUAGUUAUUGUCUCUGUUUAAAAUUAUUUUGAAAACUGUUUAAGAAAAAUUAUUUGAAAAGCAUAUUAUGCUGUGCAGCUUUAAGUGCACGGUAUAGAGCUGCAAUUAGUUUAUAGCAGCGAUUGUCCAUUUGUAAGUAUGAUGGCAAAUUUAACUGUAGUAAUCUUUUGUAUCAAUGAGCAAUGGCAACAGACAUAGAAUGUAUUUUUUAACUCCUUAAGGACACAUGACGGAACUAUUCCGUCAUGAUUCACUUUUAUUUCGGAAGUUGUGUCCUAAAGGGGUUAUUAAUAUGGCAGUGUCUGAUUGUAAUUGGACUUACCGUUUCACCCUUCCAAAGUUGACAAAAGAUGAUCCAUUAACCUGUAUCAUAUUGUUUCAAUAUCUAUAUACUGGUUAUGAUUAUUUACUGAAAUGAUUAUUGCCAGGAAUUCAAAUUGAAGUCAAAUUAAAUUUCAAAUUGUAGAUGAAAAUAGCCAAGUGGAAGUAUUCACUUCCUGACAAUUCUCACUAAAGUAAAAUACUCCUGUCAGUGUCCCUUAAAAUAAAUAAAUAAUCCCUAUCAUGUCAACUGUCAGGAUGUGAAAGUGAAAAUAAAAAAUAAGGCAAAAAUAGCAGUACUUGAAAAAUUCUCCAAAUCAGCUUUGCUUCCAGAUCAGCUAUUUUGGUCUAGAUUUUUAUAUUCACUUUGAAUUUGCUGACCAUUCUCACGUUAGUGAAUAGCCCUGUAUGUAACUAUGUUAUUAUUAAACUAAGCACUGGAGAGGCUUUUGCCACUGGGAGAAUUACCUUAUAGCGACACUAUGACUGUUUGUUUUACUGCUGUUACACAUUAUCCUUGUUGCACUAGUUAAUAGAUAGUCAUUUGUUUGUCUGCAGACUUUAAAAUUCAGUUACAGAAGGAAUAGUAAUUUGAUCACAUUGGUAAUUGUUAAAUUGGUACACUAUGUAAAAUAUAUUGCAACAGAUUGUCAAAUCCAUUUUACCUAAUAAUUUUCCAACUAUAGAACUUACAAAAGGCAUGCCCACUAUUAAGUUUUUACCGUAUAUUAACGGAACACUAUAGGGUCAGGAACACAAAUAUGUAUUCCUGACCCUAUAGUGUUAAACCCACCAUUUAGGUGGCUUGCCCCACCCCCCUUAGCCUCCUUAAAAGUUAAUAAAACUCACCUUAUUACUAGCCCUGCCCCCUUGGUGACAUCAUCAGAAUUGCUGAUUUUUAGCCAAUCCAAUGCUAAAAUUGACAAGAGGUCGGGGCCAAACGCCAUUAUGGCCAAUCAGCACCUCCUCAUAGAGAUGCAUUGAAUCAAUGCAUUUCUAUGAGGAAAAUUCAGCGUCUCCAUGCAGAGCGUGGAGACGCUGAACGGCACUGCCGCCCACUGUGGAGCACUGAGCCACGAAGCCACUCCAGUGGCCACUUGGAGGUGUCCCUAUUAGCAAUGUAAACACUGCUUUUUCUCUGAAAAGGCAGUGUUUGCAUGAAAAUGCCUAAAGGCAAUGAUUAUACUUGCCAGAACAACUACAUUAAGCUGUAGUUGUUCUGGUGACUAUAGUGUCCCUUUAAGAGUAACCUGGACAAACGCACAGAAUUUCUGUAUAAACGUAUCGAAAGUAUAAGAAGAAGCAUUUCUUGGAAAGGUUGGAUUGGAUUUGAGUUUUUAUUAGUCACAUACAUGUACUAUAUGCAUUGGUCAGUAAUUGGUGUGUUGGUUAUGUUUUUGUUUUUGUGAAUCUACAUUUUAUUAUAGUUUGAUAUUUUAUUAUAGCUAGAUAAAGUGUUGGAUGCCCAAGAACUGCAGAGUGAAAAAUAUGGGAAUAAAAUCCACGAUGAACAUCUUUUUAUUGUCACUCACCAAGGUAAACUGAGAGUUUAAACUUUUAUUUUUUGUUUUUUUUAAUUUCUCAUUUUUAUGUGUAGCUAUGUAGAUAUGUAUUAAUAUUAGUAUUGCACGAGUGAACUGAAUGAUGUAUUUUCUUCCAUUUAUUUAUUAUAUUAUUUAAGUACAUUCCCUUCUGGUAAUAUGAUAAGAUGAUAAACUCAUAUAUUUUAAGGCAGACUUUUUUUGUUUUGGUUUUUAUCACACAUGUCUCAAUAUUGACAAAUGUAUGUUGGUUGGUUGAUUUGCAGCAUAUGAACUGUGGUUCAAGCAAAUCCUGUGGGAAUUAGAUUCUGUUAGAGAAAUCUUUCAAAAUGAAAAAGUGAGUACAACUAAUUGAAUAGUUAAUUGUAAUGAAUGUAUUACAGAAUUUUUAAAAAAUUUUUUAAUAUUAUUUCUUUUAUUUAUUGGUAAUAUUUUAUUAUUUAUAAGUAUAUACUUAGGAAUUCUGUGAUUCUAAAUACUUUAAAGUUCUUAGUAAUAGUUUAUUUAGAAAGUAGAUGAUAUAUGAUGCCACUGAUUUAAAAUAUAGUUUAAUUACCUAGAUCUGCAUAUUGCAUGGUGUUCUGGUAUUAUGUCAAAACAUGUUAUCUCAUGAUUUAAAGUGAUUUGCUGGAAAUGCAUUUCUGAUUCUUUAAUACAGCUUACAUUUUCUUGAAUACAACUUACAGAAAAUAGAGACUAAUAGAUAUUUUACAGCAUACAUGGUGUUUAAUGCAUUCUGCAAUUUGGCAGUCAAGGAAUAGUGAUAUAAUUUUUUGUAUGAGUGUAAUGUUGUUGAUUUUGUAGGUACGAGAUGAAAGGAAUAUGCUGAAGGUUGUAACCCGAAUUCAUCGUAUUACAAUGAUUCUUAAACUACUGGCGGAACAGUUCUCCGUUCUAGAAACGAUGACUGCUCUUGACUUCUUUGACUUCAGGUAGGUAUCUAUGGGGCUACCAUCCUCUGUAGCUUUGUGACUCAUAUCAUGGGCCUCUUCAUCUCAAAGGAGUUAUUUUUUAAUAGUUGUGUCUUUACUCUUCCACUCACACACUGAUAAUCUGUGAACAAUAUUUAGUGAUAAAAAAACCCCAAACCAAAACAAAAAAAAGAUAUAUUUUCUCAACCUAUUUGCAGGAAGGAAUGAGAGUAACUUGGGCCCUUCUGCAAAUUGAAUAUGUGAUGGCCCUGAGUGUGGAUGGUGUAUUUACAAUAUUAGACUGUGUCAGGUGCUUUACAUUUUCUAUCUCUAUGGAUAUUUGUGUAAUUAUACAAAGUAUAUUUAUCCACAUAGACUGACAGGCUUGGUUCAAAUACAAAUUUCAAAAAUUAUUGCAAAGUUUCUGACACACUGUCUAGGCCACUGGAAUUAAAGGGACACUGUAGUCACUAUACCCAUUUCAUCUCUUUGAAUUGGUUAUAGUGCCUGGAAUUCCCCUGGUACUGUCCCUCCAUUCAGUGUUGCACCAUGUUUGUGCAGUAUGUCCCUGGCCACCCACAGUCCAGCCCCUUCUGUAUGUGUAGCUAAGGCUGUCAUACCCAUUCAUAAUGUCAGUUGGAGCUCUGACAGGCUAAAAGCAGUUGACACUCUCAGCCAAUCACAGCUGCCCCUUGCUGCUCAGCCUAAUACUUCCUUAUUAGCCAAAGUAGCACAGAGGGGAUGGACUGCCGGGGACUCUUGUUAAACAUUAAAACAUUAAAAACUGUUUAAUGCUGAAAGAAAUGAUGGUACCAAGGGACUCCAGACACUAUAACCAGUUUAAUGAGAUGAAGCAUAUACAGUGCCUAUGGUCCCUUUAAGACUGUCUCCCAACUGCCUAAUUGUUGUGGGAAACAAACACUUUUGUUUGACACAGUUGCUCAUUAGUUAUCCAUUCUAAAAUAAAAACCAAAAAAAACUAUUUAUUAUCAGCUGACACCAUGUUGUGUAGGCUGCAGAGAAGAGAAAGAAAGAUCAAGCAGACAAGAAACUUUGUAACAAAAAGAUAAAGCUGAGAAGGAGCUUAGUAACCAGUUUAAAGCUUCUCCUUAUUUAUCUCGGUAACCAUGGAAAUGAAGUUGCCAAGUUCAUACUGACUCCACCUCACAUGGAUGAUGACAUUCCAUGAAGUAAGCCAAAUAACACCUAUGAAGAGCUGAAUUUUUAAACUUGUAAACAUGAUCUGUCUAUUGAAAUAAAUAAUAGAUACUGUUGCGAGUGCAACAUUCCCCAUUCUAGCAUAUCACCAACCACUUGUAAUUACCAGUCACCCUUACAUCAUACAGCAUGGUCCAAUCAUGCAAAUUGGAGCUUGCUAUCUGAGAAAUGGGUGCCAUUUUGGAACUGUGUUAUGUGGGUGACCAGUGAGUGUCCCAUUUAAUAUAGAUGCCAUAUGGCUGCUGUGUGGUAUAUUACUUACUAGUAGUUCUAUUUCUGUGAUACUGGUGUUCUGUAAAUGACUGGUUAGUGGUGUGGAAUAUUGGAGUUAUGUGGGUGACUGGUUGGCGCUGUUGGCACAGCAGAGUGGUGUUCUGUGUGUAAUACUGGUGUCAUUUUAAAUUCUAAUUUUAAAUAUUUAAUCAGCUGGAGACAACAACCACACCUUGAUGCUCUUAUAUAAAACAAUCAGAGGAUAAUGAAAUAGGUGACUUUCUUUUAAAGUCUACGUUCCUUGGACUGUGUCUAAAUGCCUUACUGAGGAUCAUUAGUUGGGAGUUUUACUUUUAUCUAUGUGAGUACUAUUAGAUUGUCAGCACAAGAUAUACUUCUAAAAAGUAGUCCACAUUCAACACGUGUGUGUGUGUGUGUGUGUGUGUGUAUAUAUAUAUAUAUAUAUAUAUAUAUAUAUAUAUAUAAAACAUAAUUUAAAUAUGAAUAUAUAUUGUAAUGAGGUGCCUUUAAAUACAUUGUGGUUUUUUCUUUUGAAAGGGACUAUCUGUCUCCUGCCUCUGGGUUUCAAAGUUUGCAGUUCCGGCUGUUAGAAAAUAAGAUUGGUGUUCCAGAAAUUUUGAGAGUUCCAUAUAACAGGAGACAUUACCGUGACAACUUCAAAGGAAAAGAGAAUGAGUUACUCCUGAAAUCAGAGGAAGAGCCAACACUUCUUGGACUAGUGGAGGUAAUUGACCUAAUGAACAGCAAACUCCGCUUAUUUUCAUACACUAUAAAUAGUAAUCGAAAAAUAACCAACACUUUCACUGUCCAUCCACCCCCCUGAAUAGCAUUUAUAGUCUGAACUAGAAUUCCUGUAUUAAAAAAAAGAAAAGACUAAAAUAGUUAAAUUUUCUUACAGUACUAUGGAAAUGCCUAGUUAUGGUUAAAUUGUGGCUUUGUUUCUCAGACAGAGAUAUAUAUAUAUAUAUUAAGUUAACCCCCUCAUAGAUGUGCAUAGCACAUUUUAUUAGGGCGUGCAUUGGGGAUUUUUUUUUGUAUUUAUUGUAAGUCUGCUGAAGACUUCCGUCCAUCUUCUGUCCAUACUCCCACCUCUGAUGCUCGCCUUCAAGAUUUCUCGAGGGCUUCACCGUUCCUGUGGAACUCGCUUCCCUCCGCCGUUAGAUGCUCAACCAGUCUCCACUCCUUCAAAAAAAUCGUUAAAAACCCACUUCUUCAUAAAAGCGUAUCCAUUAAACUGUUAAUAGCUCCUGACUGAUUCCUCUUCUGCAACUGUCACUAGUUUAAUACUAUCCUUACCUUUUUGUGUCAUUUUACCCCACUCCCUCUAGCAUGUAAGCUCAUUGAGCAGGGCCCUCAACCCCUCUGUUCCUGUGUGUCCAACUUGUCUGGUUACAACUGCAUGUCUGUUCGUCCACCCAUUGUAAAGCGCUGCGGAAUUUGAUGGCGCUUAAUAAAUAACAUAAUAAUAAUAAUAAAGUUCAACCAUCAUAACAAUAAUUUUUAUUCACCAAGGCAGCUAAUACUUAGCUAAAUUGUUUUUUUCAUUAUAUAUUUUAAACUGAACACUUAUUAUAACCUUCGCAAGUGCUUCCAUUUGCAACUGUGCAGCUCGCACAUUGCACCUACUUUCAGCAACCUGUUUCCUAUUGCAUGCAAAUCUCACAGGGUUAUUCACUGAGAAAUCCUGGGAAAUAAAGUGUGUUCAGAACGAAUUUAAACAUUGAAUCAGAAAAAUAUGCUCCAAAUCAAUUCUAUUUUCAGUUUGACUAGUUUGGCCUUAAAUUUAAAGCUCUUUUUAAAUUCACUUUAAAUUCCCAUCAAUGUGAUUACUUUCAGAAUAUAUGAAUGUUUUGGCACGACCCGAGUAACGUAAUACAAUCUCAAAUUACCCACAGUGCAUUGUGUUAAUAAAAAAAUAUAUUGAUGCCCCACAACAUGAUGUCUUUAUUUCAUUUAAGGCAUGGCUAGAGAGAACCCCUGGAUUGGAGGAAGAAGGCUUUAAUUUCUGGGGAAAGCUGCAAGUAAAUAUAUAUCAAGGCUUAGAGGAAUCUCUCCGGUCCACAAAGGUAUGGUUUUCAUAUGGUAGAUAAUGGUAAAUAAAAUAAAUAAUUAGGACAAAAAACAGUAUUUUCAUAAAACACUGGUUUACGUUAGAGUAACCAUUGUGUGCUAGUCCACCUCCUCCAAAUGAAUAAGAAAAAAAUAGAGCCAAAAAUCACCUCUGGUUAGCGCUGUGGCUACCAUAAGUUUCCUUGAAGUCUGAUCCUCUAAGGCUGACUUCUCAGUAGAUUGAAGGGAGGACAUAGACGACAUGGAGUGGGUGGUUGUCGCCAUUGGCCGUCUGGCGCCAGCAAGCUGUGCAUGCAGGAGUCAGAUGCCAAAUUUGAAUAGAAUUUAUAUUAGCUACAUGGAAAUCUAGUUGCAGGCUGGAUAAUGACGCCCCAGUGAUGUGGCCAGAGUUACAUAGUGAAACUGUGCACAUAGAGACGCCAGUACAUACUCCAUGAAUACACUGCUUAGUGUAACCCCUUAAUUAUAUGAACCUUUACAAAAAAGUAAUGUAUUAAAAUACAGUGCUUUAAAAAUAUUAGAAGGUUGCUUUUGAAACCUUACCAACACUUAUUUACAAUUGGAAGAACUGUUAGAAAAACGUUCCAAAUUAUUUGUCAACAAAAAUUAUCGUAUUUUUAUGGAGAUUUCAGUAGUUAAAUAAAAUUGGAUACAUCUUCUAGCAGUAUUGAAUCAUUUGAAAAGCCUGUUAAAUCGAGGCCAUAGUAUGAAACAUUUAUUUAGAUUUUUUUUUUUAAACUUGUUUGUGUUACCAAGAUUUUCACUGCAGUUCCUAAACGUGCACUAUAAAGACAAUUUGAGCAGUACACAGGUACACUGUAAAUCUUGUACUGAAAAGGCCUAAUCGCUUCUUCCUAGCUCCUCAAAUAUCUGCACUUGUACCUGUAGAUCAUUUAGAGUUAAAAAUAAUGUUUAAUGUUUUGUCUUACAUUUCCAAGUAUGCAUUUUUAUGUAUAGUUUAAUUGGCAAUUAUUGCAAUUCAGUUUGAUGAAUAGACACGCCGACUGUAAUUAACAAGGUUGUUCACUAAACUAUGAAUUGUUGGGAAUUUCAAAGAGAAUUUUAAAUUUUAGGUAAAGAUAGGUGAACGGAAACCAUAGCUGAUUUGUAAAAUGGUUUAAAUUUCGGCUUUCUUUCUGAAUUGCUAUCCCUUUAUUUUAGUGAAUAAUUAUUCCUUAAAUAGUCACCUCCUAUAAAACUUUCCCUGAGGCACACACUAGUGAAAGGUACUGAUAUUUAAAUAGAAUUACUAUUUAAAUAAAAUAUUUCUUUCUAUGAUUUUGAUAGAGUAAGCCAGAUUCAGAAGACAAGGAAGAACAAUUGGCAGAGCUUCAGAAACAAAAGGAAAUGUUUAUUGCAUUAUUUGAUGAGAAAAGACACGAACAUCUUCUGAGUAAAGGUAAUAAAUCAUUAACUCAUCUCAAUAACAACCAUUUACCUGAUAUUACCUAGGUGCUAAUUAUUAUAUGGUUUUCUGUAGCAUAUAGUGGGAGCAAUUUCAACGCAAUAAAUUAUACUUCUUGCUGUACAUGCCAAUUUUAUUUAUAUGCAUUUUUAGCAUCGUUAUUAACCUUCCAAUCAACAGAACUGUAAGGAAAAUGAAACACAAUAUUUACAAAAUAUAUUUGUUUCAUUAAUUACAUUCAUUAAAUAAUCAUGGUAUACCCUAAUUCUCACUACCUCUUCUUGUAAGAUGAGAUGAGUCCAUUGUGUGCUUAAAAUAUACCAAAAUUACAGACGCAUAAUACAAAUGUGUCUGUAAUAUUAUAAUCAUUCCUUAUUAUGAAGAGGGAGACUGCUGUUACAAUAACCACUGCAAUACGCUGAAGUGGUUAUAGUGCAUGAAUAUACGUAAACAGUCUUCACUUGUAAUGUAUUUAAAAUAAAAACCUGUGUGUGUAUAAUUUCAUAAGGCAUACCUUUCGGUUCUAAUAGAGACACAUACUGUUACAUUUGACCAAGUACUCCUCUUCAGCAAUAUUACACAAGUCCUGAAGGACUACAUGUCCCCCAAGUGACCUACAUAGGUGUCAAACCAUUCAAAAGUGGUUUGUAAAGUCCUGUUGUAAAGAACCUGUUACCAUUGGACUGAAAAAAAAUCACUGAAAAAGGUAUUUCUGUAAAAUGUAUUAGAUGUUUUAGUGAAUAUAGUUAAUUGGAGCCAAGUUAAAUGAAAGCAUAAUUUGUGUGCAGUACAUACAAUUCUAAUUGUAAUAUUUUCCUAAUGUCUCCUAUGUAUCCAUAAUGUUUUUUUCCCCAACAUAAAUGAUAUAUAUAUAUAUAAAACACUUGUAUAAGCAUUUAGUAGAGAAAUCAUAUUUUUUUUGCAUAUAACGUGAAAAGGAGAAUAUGUAUAAACUGAUUAAACAAACCUCCUAAAUAUGUUUUGCAGGGGACAGAAGAUUGUCAUACAAAGCACUCCAAGGGGCUCUGUUGAUCUACUUUUACAGGUAUGUUGAUUGAAUCACUACAUUCACUUAGCUGAUUAUUGGUCUGUGUUUAAAAUUUACUGUGCAUACCUUCAUAUGCAAACAAUGUCAUCUACAUGAUGGUAAAGAGAAGGUGAGCUGUCUUCCACCCCUUGGCUACCACAUGCAAUGCCAAGAUUACAUGCAUGUGAAUAUUUGAAUUUUUAUUGACAAUACAACACAAAAUCUGAUGUUUGUGAGUGUCUGGCUCUGCUGCCUAGCAGCCUAGGCUUUGUAAGACCCUUCCAACCAACUAUUGUUGCCACAGUGUGACUCACAAUUGCUUGUCUCCAGUCUUCUAACAGAUUUGUUCACAAAAUUGGGAAGUUUGGAUAAUUGCCAAGGGAAUUACAGCAUAUAGGAUAGUUCAGACAAAUUGUAAAACAAUCACAAUCAAAACUUACUUUUUCAACUUGGCUAUUUUGGCUAACAAUACCGAGUUCUCUUGCCAACCUCAUCAGUUCCUCAGAAAAAGCAAACUGAAUGUUGCAUAUUUAGAGCCUACUACAUUGUGUGACCACUUGUAACUAUAGUUUUGGUGUUCUGGUUAUCCACAUAGGGUAAAGGCUGUUUUAAAAGAAGGACCCACGCUGGGACAUAGAAAUUAAAGGGGAACUGUUACUUGUCAGUAUAUUACAGCUCAUGAAAGUAUAACACCUGUGAUUCAAAAACCUAUAUCUCAAUUCAAAUUCAGUUCAAGUAACCGGUGUGUGAAUUGUGGACUGAGCACUGAAUCUCUGAACUUUAUUUCUGUCUGUCACCAUGUCAAAAUGAUUGCAAAAAAUUAUAAUUAUGUGGACUUUGAACUGAAUAGGAAAACCUUCUCCAUAAAUCUUACACAAUCUAUUUUCCUUUAUUUGGAAGGGAGGAACCCCGAUUCCAGGUUCCAUUUCAGCUCCUUACUUCUUUGAUGGAUAUUGACAUAUUAAUGACCAAGUGGAGAUGUAAGUUACUGUCUAAAAAAGUACACUAAAAAGUGUUUGAUUUUCUCUACCUAAAUUCUACUACUAUUUAUUGCUAAAAAAUCAAUUUCUGUACAGACCACCAACAUUUAGAAAGGUGAAAAAACAAGACCUGAAACAGAACACUUGUUUCUGAUGGGAAAAAGUGACUUAAAGAUCGAUAAAUACAUUGUGUCACCAAAAAGGUGUACAUUCAAAAAUUAUGGUUAGUGUGCAGAAGUAGCCACAGGCACGAAAAUGACAGAUUUCAAUACAUUAUACAAAAAAAUGCAAAAAAACAAAAUAAAUAACUGUCUCCGACAUUUUGUGAAACCUCCCCCAUUGUGCACACCAAGAAGAGUGAACUACGAAGGAUCUAUAUUGUCUUGCAAAACUAUUAUUUAGACUCUUUUUAGACGCUUUUUUAGAUGAGUUGAAUCCUUUCCAUCGGCUGAUGCCAUAUUGUCAGUUUAUCCCUUUAUAAUAACAUAUGUUACAAGUUGUAACUUUUAAACUAAAUUAUAUAAGAGAACUACAUGUUCAUAAAGCGUGGCCAGUCAUAUGAUGACCUGCACAUUGAAUUUAUUAUUGGUGAAUACUGUAUAUUGUGGCAUUUUGCUAAAUAUUUUAUAUUAAAUACUAAUCAAAUGAGAACAAUGUGAUUAAGAAACGCUGCACCACCACCAUCUCCCCUGAACUCCCCCCUGUAAUGGAUAUGUAUAUAAAAAAGUAUUUUUAAAAGACAUACACAAAAUUCUAUAGUUCUUAAUAACCCUGCACAUGUAUGUUAAACCCACCAUGAUGCCCAGUGCAGUGGUUGCAAUGCAAUAAUACUAAUUUGCCUCUCAUAUAAGCAAACAAUACAUUAUUCCUGUUGCUACAGAGAGAAUAGGAUCACUCAUUAGAUAAGCACACUGACUUUGUUGUCAGUAAUGUGUAGUUUCAAUUAUGGAUCAGGAGCACUCUGUGCUGAUGAAAAAAUUUGUAUGUGUGCAAUUAAUUUUACUAAAUGGGAAAAGGUAAGGUUAGGAUAUUAUCAAUAAAAGAACAAAAUAUAUGUAACAUAAUAUGAAGAUAUUAAUAUAUAUAUAUCUUAAUAGGGCUAUAUUAGACAUGUUAUGUUUAAUGUUAUUUUUUUAUGAAUGAGAAAUUCUGAUUUGUCUACAAUAUCUUAUAUCCCUAGAUAAUCAUGUAUGUAUGGUGCACAGAAUGAUAGGUAGUAAAGCAGGCACGGGAGGAUCAUCUGGCUACCACUACUUACGUUCCACUGUGAGGUAGGUUAUAGCAAUGUACUGAUAAUUACUGGUUGUAUAUACACAUCAAUCAUUUUUAGAUAAAUGUUAGCAGUGCUGUAUUUAGCGCAAGGCUGACAAGGCAUUUGCCUUGGGCGGCACUUUCAGGGGGGCGGCCAAAAAAACAGCCCCAAAUGCCCUAGCAGAUGCCUUGUCAGCCUCUUCUCCUGGAAGCCCAGUGUCAGGACCUCAGAGAGACCCAACACGCAGGAUGUAAUAGAAAAAAUGUAUACCGGACCUUAGAGUGGCCAGAUUCUACAUUAGACAGAUAGAGAAUAAUCAAAAAGAAGCCAAGGUUGAGGGAGCCAGAAAUCACGAAAACGAGGUAAACAAGCCGAGUCAGGAAACCAGAUAUUAGGAUAGUUGAAGUAUAUGAGCUGAGUCAAUAUUAGGAGAAUGGAGAGUAGUCACUUAGCCGAAGUCAAAAUACCAAAUAGAAAAACCAGAUAUAAACCACUAUUGGGAACUAACAAAAGAACCACAAUAAGGCAAAGUCCUAUGUGUGAACCAGCCUUUUAUAGGAUUGCUCUUUAAAUUUGAAGCCACGCCCCCAAAACGGUCGAGUCCGGAUGUUUUGGCCGGCCGCGACAUUAUCGGCGUCAUGAUGGUGGCACACAUGUGACGUGAUGACGUCAUUAGUGUCACAAAAUUGGUGUGCGUGUGCCGCAACAUAAAAGAGGGCAGAGCUACAGCGUCCAGUGUUGGAACCGCUGGAGUGGAGACUGGAAGCAGGAAUACGGCCAGAAAUGCGAGUGAGCAUGACACCCAGGAGCUGGCUGGCCACCUUAGGGCCCCCGAGGCUGGCAUCUCAUUGUGAUGGAGGUGGGCGGCGAGGAAGCACUCUCCCCUGAACCCCCCCUGUUCAACUCCCUCGCAUCGGAGUGAUGCCGGAGCCGGAAUAUGACAUCACUCUUGCCCCGGCAUCACAGAUCAGAGCUCCCAGCCACUCAGCACAGCAGCCCCACUGGACCCCAGGGACCGCACGCUCAGCCGCUCAGCCCAGAAGCUCCAGGGAAAUAGACUCCAUGCCAGCUCUCCCAAAGGUAGAGAGGCUGGGUGGAGUGAAAUUUUUUUUUCUUCUAAUUUAUAUGUUUGUCUGUUAGUGAGUUUGUAUGUGUGUUUGUCAGUAAGUGAGUAUGUGUGUUUGUCUGUGAGUGUGUAUGUCUGUUUGUCAUUAGUCUGUGAGAGUGUGUGUGUGUCUGUCAGUGAGUGUGUAUGUGUGUCUGUCAGUGAAUUUGCGUAUGUGUGUCUGUCAGUGAAUGUGCAUUUGUGUGUUUGUCUGUCACUAAGAGUGUGUAUAUGUGUCUGCCAGUGAAUGUGUAUGUCUGCCAGUGAAUGUGUCUGUCAUUGAGUGUGUCUGUCAGUGCAUGUGUGUCUGUCAUUGAGUGUGUCUGUCAGUGCAUGUGUGUCUGUCAGUGAGUGUGUAUUAGUGAUUAUAUGUGUAUCCCAGUGUGUGUAUCUGAUUCUUAUUUGGUUUGUUUCUGACACUGAGUGAGUGUGCGUGUGUCAGUGAAUGUGCAUGUGUGUCUGUGAGUGUGUGUAUGUGUGUCUGUUGGUGAAUGUGUGUGAUAGGAAGUGAAUGAGAGUGUGUGUCUGUCAGUGAGUGUGUGUAACUGUGAAUGAAUGAGUGUUUAUGUCUGUCAGUGAGUGUGUAUGUAAAUCAGUGAAAGUGUGUGUUGGUUAAACAGUGUUUGUGCCAAUGACUUUGCAUUUGUCAGUGUAUGUUUCGGUGAGGGUGUGUGUCAGGCAAACAGUGUGUUGGUUCUCAAUAUGAAGAUACAUUUAGAUAGGGGUGGGGGGAUGUCUGAGUUUUUUCAUGCCUAGGGCAGCACAGAACCAAAAUACACCACUGAAAGCUAGAUGUUAUAAAAUAGCAAAUGGGGUAGUCAGGUAGCUGUUGGUUUCUAACAUGGAGGUAGAUGAUGCUGUAAUAAACUGAAACAAAGAAAUAGCAACAGAUGCUUCACUCUUUGAGGUAUGUAGAAACACAUAUGGUACAAUAAAAAAUAAAAUAGAAACACAUAAUCUAAUAAAUGUAAAUAAAAACACAUUUAUCAUGCUAUGUGCACAAUGAUGUCUUUAUGUAAGUAUGUGCAAUGUCCUAAGUCCUGCUAGACCCCAACUUUUAUAUUUAAUGCAUGAAAAAUUAUGAAAAACCCCCAUUUAUACAGUUCCAAAAUACCAUCUGCUGUCUCCCAGUUGUAAAUCCAUUUCCUCGUAAUCAGUUAGUGUGUGUUAAAGGGACACUAGAGGCACCGAAGCAACUUUAGCUUAAUGGAGCAGUUUCUGGUGUAUAGUUCAUGCUACUGCAGUCUUACUGCUUAAUUCUCUGUCAUUUGGAGUUAAAUCACUUUACUUUUCCUUUUUCAAGUUGGUGGUGUGCCAUAUUGGAAACAUGAAAAUGAAUGCCUAUAUGGCACUACUGACGUCAAAAUAUAUGGACAAUACCAUAUAUAAUAAGGAAUUAUGUGUCCUAAGGGUUUUUUAAAAAAGUUGGCCAUUUUGAGGCUAAAUUCAAAUUACAAGUGUUAUUCAGAAAUUAGCCACAAGAUGCUGCCAAAGGAUUAUGUUUGAAAUUAUAAUUGACAUUAAAAUACUUGACAAAUAGAAUUUCACUAGAAAAAAAUAUGAUGUAUAUAAAUUAUAAGAUGUAUAUCCAUAAAUAUAUAUAUAUUUCCUAAUAGUCAGAUAGGAGUGUAAGUGAAAUAAUAAUUGAGGGGACUGAAGUGCAUGCAAUGCCUGGAACCACUAUGUAUAGCGGUAUUGCAGGAUGAUGUGUUAAAAUAGCUUAAGGUCAUGCAUAAAACCUUAAAGUGACUGUGCUUAAAAAAAGAGUGAAGAUAAAACAAAUAAACAUAAAAUGCUGGCAAACGUGUGCUGCAAAUCCGAAUAAACUAUAUACAAAAUACAUAUCAAUGUUUGCAACACACGUUUUCCCAGCACUUUAUGUUUAUUUGUUUUAUCUUCACUCUUUUUUAUAUUUGGAUAUUGAGUGAUCGGCUUACAGCACCCGGCAAUAUAACGUGGAGCCAGAGUGCAAGGAAUUUCAAGGAUUAUUAUAUAUAUAUAUAUACUAAUAUAAAAUAAAAUAUAAAAUGGCCUUGCAUGGUGAUGUUUAGUUAGGAAAUAUGUGGCUGGGAUGCUGCUCUAACUCUAAAGUAAGGCAGGCACCUCUUCAAACACUGGAUGCCUGUCUUAUAUUAGAGUACAGGGUGGAGAUGGGGGGUGUCUGUGCGGUGCCUGUUUGACUAACAUGGGGGAGCCAUAUGGCAAGCAGACAGACGCCGCUGUCUGUGCGGUGCCUGCCUAUAUUGUGAUGGGAAGCUGGGGAAUAAAGUGGCAGGCACCACUGUCCAUGUGGUGCCUGCCUGAAUAUCAGGGUAUGGAGCUGACAAUCACACAAUCUGGUGUGGAUUUCAGUAAAGAUGACAGGCACGGUUGUCACAUUAAAUGCCUGCCGCUGAUCUGCUCACUGUGCGCUCCCUGGCCAGGUCCCGCGUGUCUCUCUGAGCUUAUUAUGGCAGGCACCACUUCAUAGCCCACCUUUGAAAGCGCGCUGUCUUGGCGUCAUACUUGACUUUUGGCCUCACCUUUAAACCUCACAUCCAGUUUGUUGCCAAAUCCUGUAGAUUCUAUCUCUUUACAGAUCCAUAGGAAUAUUCUUUUCGGUCUCUCCGCUCUGCCUGUGACCUUCUCCUGUCCGUUACUUGCACCUGUAUGGCCAACUCAUGCUUCUCCGGGCGGCUCUCUUCCUAUGGAAUAGCCUGCAUACCGCCAUCAGACUUUCCCCUAUUAUUAUUAUUAUUGCCAUUUAUAUAGCGCCAACAGAUUCCGUAGCGCUUUACAAUAUUAUUAGAGGGGGGGAUUUAAAUAUAAAUAGGACAAUUACAAGAAAACUUACAGAAAUGAUAGGUUGAAGAGGGCCCUGCUCAAACGAGCUUACAGUCUAUAGGAGGUGGGGGGUAAAGCACAUUAGGACAGGAAAUUGCAGUCAAAUUAGGUGGGAGUGAAGCAGAGCUGGAGGAGAGAGUAGAGUGCUGCCCUUUAGGAGAGAGCAAGAGACAGGUAUGUGAGGUAAAGGUUAGUCUGGGAGGCCAUAGGCCCUUCUUAAAUGAUUGAAGACUAGAGUCUGAUGGCAGUAGGUAGGCAAUUCCAUUGGAAGGGAGCCGCCCGCGUGAAGUCCUGCAAGCGCGAGUUGGCCGUACGGGUGCGAGCAGCGGACAGAAGGUGGUCACGGGCAAAGUGGAGAGACGGAGAAGGGGCAUACCUAUGGAUCUGUGAGGAGAUAUAAGAGGGGCUAAGAUUAUUCAGUGCUUUAAAGGUAUGGAUUAGCACUUUGAAUUGACUCCUAUACAGGAAGCCAAUGUAAGUACUGACAGAGGGGUGAGUAGUCUUCAAUUGUUUAAGAAGUGCCUUAAAACCCAUCUCUUUAGGAAAACUUAUGGCCUCCCAGAGUAACCUCUACCUUGCAUACCUGUCUCUUCUAAAGGGCAGCACUCUACUCUCUGCUUCACUCCCACCUUAUUUGAUUGGUAUUUACUGUCCUAAUGUGUUUUAUACUCACCUCUUAUAGACUGUAAGUUCGUUUGAGCAGGGUGCUCUUCAACCUAUUGUUCCUGUAAGUUUUCUUGUAAUUGUCCUAUAUAUAGUUAAAUCCAUCCUCUCAUAAUAUUGUAAAGCGCUACGGAAUCUUUCGGCGCUAUAUAAAUGGCGAUAAUAAUAAUAAUAAUAAAUCAGGUGCCUGCCUAAGAUGUAGAAUCCGGCAGCACGGGAUGGAGAUGGCCUGGGAAAUCACAGGGAGGCAGAUCAGUGGCAGGCAUGGCUGUAAAAUAAGAUGCCUGCCGUCAAUCUGCCUCUCUGUGCAUUCCCUGGCCUGGAUGACUGAUAUUCACACAGGAGUAAGCAUGUGCUGUGGUUGCGAUGCUUGGAGGAGCAGAAGGACUGUUUGUGGGAGGUCUUUUCUUUUUAAAUAGGUUUUUCUCCCAAUCUAUAUGUUAAAAUAAGAGGAAAUAUCAUCCCCUUUAAAACAGCAUAAAUAGUUUGGUGCAUGACAGGUCCCUCUUACAAAGACACUGUAGCCACUAUAACCAGUCAAUCUAAUUGAAAUGAUUCUAGUGCCUGGAGUCCUUUGAUACUGCCCCUUCAAUAAUUGUUAAACCAUUUUGAGCAGUUUAAAACUAAAUAAGGAUCUCUGGUCACCCACAGCCUGGCCUCUAGUAGGGGUAUGGUUAAGGUAGAGAUUACAACACUUCCUGCAAGUCACAAUAGUUCAUAUCAACAUUUGGCAUUGUAAUCGGCUGGAAGCGGUCUGCUGAUACUCUCAACCAACCACAGCCAUCCAUUUCUGUUUAGGCUAAUACAGUACUAAUACUGUUCAACCAUAAUUCACCGCUGUCACGUUAAGUGCACCCACACUUAUUAUAUAUAAUUUUCUUCAGGAGAAACAGGGCUUUAAUUUAACAUUAACUAUUCAUAUAUGGAACAUAAUUUAUUAUGAAUAAAAUUUAAAAAAAUGUGAGAAAAUAAGAUUUGUUUUUAAAUUUGUAUUUCCGUCUGACAUUUUAGCUGUGAAUGUUAUAAUACUGUUAGGUUUUACUGCAAAAAAAUGCACAUAUUUGUAAUCAGCGAUGUCUCACGAGUACAACAGUACCCCCAUUAACAGGUUUUAUGGUGUUUUGGAAAGUUGCAGGGUCAAAUAUAGAACGUUCCAUUUUCAAAUUGAAAUUUGCCAGAUUAGUAAUGUUACCUUUGAGACGGUGUGGUAGCCCAGGAAUGAGAAUUAUCCCCAUAAUGGCAAACCAUUUGAAAAAGUAGACAACCCAAGGUAUUGAUAGUGGGGUAUGUUUAGUCUUUUUUAGUAGCCACUUAGUCACAAACACUGGCCAAAGUUAGAGUUCAUAUUUGUUUUUGUGUGAAAAAAGCAAAAAACUAAUAUUUGGCCAGUGUUUGUGACUAAGUGGCUACUAAGAGACUGGACAUAUCCCACUUGCAAUACCUUGGGUUAUCUACUUUUGCAAAUGGUAUGCCAUCAUGGGGGUAAUUCUCAUUCCUGGGCUACCAUACACCCUCAAAGGCAACAUAACCAAUCUGGCAAAUUUAAAUUUAAAAAAAAUGAAAUGCAAGCCUUAUAUGUGACUCUCUAACUUUCCAAAACACCAUAAAACCUGUACAUGGGGGGGGGGGUUACUGUUAUUCUCGGGAGACUUCACUAAACACAAAUAAUAAUUUUAAAACAGUAAAACAUAUUACAACAAUAAUAUAGUGCAUAAAAAUGCAAAAAACUUCACUUUUACUUAAAAUAUCAUCGUUGUAAUAAAUUUACCAGUUUAAAACACUAAUAUUUGAGUUCAGCGAAGUCUCCCGAGUAAAACAAUACUCCCUGUGUACAGAUUUUAUGGUGUCUUGGAGAGUUAGAGGUCAAAUAUAGUGCUUGCGAAUUAAAUUCUCUGCACUUUCUCCCUGUGUUGUCAGGCAUGUCAAUCAAAUUUUAAUUAAUCAAAUCACAUAAUUAUGUUAAAAGAUUACUUAAAUAUACAUGUAGAAUUUUAAUGUAUAUGCAUAUAUAGGUAUUUAUAUUCUACGUGUAUACUAAUGGAAUCUUUUAUGUAAUUAUAUGUAUUUAUCUAUAUAUAUAUAUAUAUAUAUAUAUAUAUUUGCGGCUAUUUGUAUUUUUAUAUAUAGAUAGAUAUAUAUAGAAUGUCAUUCUAAGUGUAUUUUGUUACCAAUAUACAUAUAUAUAUAUAUUAAUAACAAAAUACAGUUAGAAUGAAAUUACAUAUGAAUAUAAUUUAUAUAAAAUUUUGUUUCAAUAUUUUAUUUAUUUUAUUGUAUUUAUUUAUUAUUGUAAUUAUACGUAUAUAUAUAAUAUAUGUGUAUAUAUCUAUUAUAUAUUCAUAUUAUAUAUAUGUAAUGUCAUUCUAAGUGUAUUUUAAUACUAAUAUGUAUUUAUAUUAGUAUUAAAAUACACUUUGUAUGACGUUACAUAUUAUAUAUUUAUAAAUACAUUUCUAUUUUAUUUUAUAACAUGUUUAACUUUCCCACCAGCAGGGGAACUGUCUGACAUUUCAGACAGUCCCCCUGCUGGGAGAUCCACAGCCAACUAUAGGGGGCUAUGUGAUCGUUCUUUGAGAGCGAUCACAUGGCGCCCGGGGGCCUCAUUUGCUGAUUGAGGGCUGCCUGGGCUGUCAGGCAGCCCUCCAGAAGAGGAUCGCAGCGGAGGUAAGUCACCGGACCUCCAGGGGCUGAAAGCCGUUAUGGUGUUCUAUGCCGCCGCAACGGCUUUAAAGCCCUUUUAAUGCGGGACGGCAUAGAACACCGUAAUGGCGUUAGGGGUUAAGAACUGUUUAACGUUGAAUGAAAGCAUGGUCCCAUGGGGACUCAACUAUAACUACUUCAGUGAGACAAAGCAGUUAAGGUACCUACAGUAUCCCUUUAAGUUAUCAUGAGAGGUACUAUAGGCAUGCAGAUCUUAGAAGUUGCUGCCCUGUACAGCUUCAAAAUAAAUAUUUCAAGCAACAUUCCAACAAUUUCAUGUUUCUUUUUUUUUACAGUGACAGAUACAAGGUGUUUGUGGAUCUUUUCAACCUUUCAACAUUCCUAGUUCCAAGACACUGGAUACCUCGAUUAAACCCAAGCAUCCAUAAAUUUCUUUAUACAGCUGAUCGCUGUGACAGCUCUUACUUUAGCAGUGAUGAUUCUGAUUAAAAAAGGUUUAUUUGCACAGUAAGAAUUUUCACUAAUAAUAUACUAUCACAAAUCGUAAAGUAAAUGGGCAUACUAACAACUAAGCACUAAUUAUGAGUCUCAGGACUAAAGACUAAUUUAAACAAGGACUUAUUCAAACAAACUACUUUAUGCGUUUUCCUAAACCUCAUGCAUCUAUUUUGACUACUAUGAAUCAAUAUUUCAUAUACCUCAUUAUUGAGGUAUAUGCAGGACAAGAAACUAUAUACAUAUAUAAUGUACAUUUUAUAUACAAAUAAAUAUAUAUAUAUAUACUAUCUUCAA
Pelobates cultripes (western spadefoot toad) is the source of this 20415-nucleotide messenger RNA. Lineage: Eukaryota; Metazoa; Chordata; Amphibia; Anura; Pelobatidae. The record is from the annotation of a GenBank genome assembly.